GCAACGCCUGUGAGUGGGGCACGGUGGUGAGGGGACGGAAGAAGGAGCCUCCACGGCCCGCCGUGGGCGCCCUCAAGGCGCCUUGCCGGGCCAGACCCAGCCUGACGUCACAGGAAGUGCGAGGGCCCCACCUGGACUAGGGAUCGGAAGUGGGCGUUGCCCGGGCGUGGCGGCGAGGCGAAGGCGGCGAGCGCGGCACCGCUGAGCGCUUGAAAUCAGCUCCUUCGUUUUCAGCAUGGAAGAUACCUACAUUGACUCCCUGGACCCUGAAAAGCUAUUACAGUGUCCCUAUGACAAAAACCACCAGAUCAGGGCCUGCAGGUUUCCUUAUCAUCUUAUCAAGUGCAGAAAGAAUCAUCCUGAUGUUGCAAACAAAUUGGCUACUUGUCCCUUCAAUGCUCGCCACCAGGUUCCUCGGGCCGAAAUCAGUCACCAUAUCUCAAGCUGUGAUGACAAGAGCUGUAUUGAGCAGGAUGUGGUCAACCAGACCAGGAACCUUGGACGAGAGAGACUGGCUGAGAGCACAUGGCAGUGCCCGCCAUGUGAUGAAGAUUGGGACAAAGAUUUGUGGGAACAAACUAGCACCCCGUUUGUCUGGGGCACAGCCAACUUCUGUGGCAACAACAGUUCUGCUAGCAACAUAGUUAUGGAACAUAAGAGCAACCUGGCUUCAGGCAUGCGAGUUCCCAAAUCUCUGCCGUAUGUUCUGCCAUGGAAAAACAAUGGAAAUGCACAGUAACUGAAUAUUUUUCUCAAAUGCCAGGACCUUGAAGACUUGCUUCUUUCUGCUACCCAAGAGUUCAUUUUUUUCUCCUUAUCUAAUUAGAGAAUGAUAAAAAUGGUCUGUGACUUUCAAACUGACAAAUGCCUUUUUUUCUCCACUCGAGUCCUCACUAAUAAGAACCCUCAUACUCAGAAGAACAUCUUCUAAAUAGCUUGUUUUAUAAUCCUCAGGACUGAAUAUUUCCAACAUGGAUUAGAUUUGUUUUAUUAGUCUCCCUACAUUCCAGCUAGAAAAUGUACUGGCUAUAGAACUAGGUAUGGACUAUGUAGGGAUAAAAACCGGAAUGAAGAAGAGGAACAGAUGUACAUGUAGAGAAGAAAGGUAAUCGUGCCACCUGUGUAAGAAAUCGGAUUAAACUUCAGAGUGUAAAUAUAUGGAG
Octodon degus (degu) is the source of this 1163-nucleotide messenger RNA. RefSeq names its product gametocyte specific factor 1 (gene Gtsf1). The coding region runs from base 236 to 739 and encodes 167 amino acids. The transcript has 9 exons. The record is from RefSeq and is a predicted model, not a curated record. Lineage: Eukaryota; Metazoa; Chordata; Mammalia; Rodentia; Octodontidae.